This is a messenger RNA of Enterospora canceri, 216 nucleotides long. The record is from the annotation of a GenBank genome assembly. Lineage: Eukaryota; Fungi; Microsporidia; Enterocytozoonidae.
AUGACAACCUGGAAGAUUUUUACGAUAAAACUGUUCAUUUGGUUGAAAAUAAGCAUAAAACACAUAAAAGAGAAUCAACAAACAUAUCCAUGCUGGAUAAGAUUGAAUUCAAGGAUGACAAAAGUAGUCUGGAAACGAAAGAGAAGAAUACGACGAUCAUUUCUGAUCCAUCAUCUGUCUACGUCAAGACCAUGCUCGAUCUGUUUGAAAACAUGA